Messenger RNA from Cydia pomonella (codling moth), 1560 nucleotides. RefSeq lists its product as uncharacterized. Lineage: Eukaryota; Metazoa; Arthropoda; Insecta; Lepidoptera; Tortricidae. The record is from RefSeq and is a predicted model, not a curated record. Gene Ontology annotation, molecular function: zinc ion binding; nucleic acid binding. The coding region runs from base 172 to 1560 and encodes 462 amino acids. The transcript is spliced from 2 exons.
AACAAAGGAUCGUCUAAAGUGGUCGAGAUUUAAAAUAAUUAUAAGACUUUAGUAGAGAAAAGUGGUAAUCCUGUGCUAAUUGUGUAUAUUAAAUUUAAUCCAGCACUCUACAGGUAUUAUUUCAAGUGUAAUUUAACUCUGUGACAAGGUUGACUACACUCGCUUCCCAAAAUGACUGAAGAAAAAGAGCUAAUCGCCAGGCGGGCCAGCUAUAAAGGCCGACUAACCAUUUUUGAAAAAUAUAUGGAGGGUUUGAAAGUUGCUUCACUGACAUCAGCUGAGGUAAAUGAAUUGCAGUUGCGUAUGGGCAAAAUUGAAUCGUUGUAUGUCCAUUAUGAUGAGGUUCAAUUAAAACUUGAGUGCAGUUCGAGCGACUCUGACAGUCAGCUAACUGAGCGAGCAGAGUUUGAAAGUAGGUAUUUUAAAUUACUUUCUAAUGCUCAAGAUAUAUUGGCCAAAUACGCCAAAAAGCAAGACUCGACUUUCAACUCGGCCGCAAGCGACCAAUCAUCGCAUAAAGGAAAUAAUAAGCUUGUUCGGUUACCAACUAUUCAAUUGCCAAAAUACAAUGGUUCCUAUGAAAAUUGGUUAGGCUUUCGCGACACCUUUACUAGCCUCAUUCACUCUAACGACGAUAUAGACGACAUAAACAAAUUUCAUUACCUUAGGGCUUCCCUGGAGGCAUCCGCUGCAGUCGUCAUACAGUCGGUAGAAUUCUCGUCUGACAACUAUGCCUUGGCAUGGAAUCUUCUAUGUGAUCGCUUCAAUAACAAGCGCCAAUUGCUGCAGAAUCAUGUAUCGGCCUUGUUCAAUAUUGAACCGAUUGCACGAGAAUCUUCUAGUCACAUUAAAAGGGUCAUAGAUCAGGUUAACAAAAACCUUCGUUCUUUAGAAACACUAGGCGAGCCCGUUAAAGAAUGGUCAACACUUCUCAUUCACAUUAUUUCACAAAAGUUAGACACAAAAUCAUUUCGUGAGUGGGAGGAGUUCAAGGGUGGCUUAGACAAAAACAAAACUGCUACUUUCGAGGAGUUCCUAACUUUCCUACAAAGCCGUGCUGAUUUACUCGAAACACUAGAAUUAUCAUCGAAUCAGUCACUUCAACACACUAAAAGUGCAACUAAAAUUAAAACUAUGAUAGCAGUGCAGGACAAAAUAGGUAAUAAUAGCAAUAAAACUCAGCCGCCGGCGACUAAGCCGUGCCCGAGAUGUAAGGGCGAUCAUUGCUUAUCAAACUGUGCACAAUUUCUUGCGUUAAGUAAUAAGGCUCGAUUGCAACUAUUACCUAAUUAUAAGGUUUGUUUUAACUGUUUUAGAGGUGGUCAUUAUGCCAAUCACUGUAAAAAACCUGGUUGCAAGAUAUGCAAACGAAAACACCAUACGUUAAUUCACGUAUCUGAAAGCAUACCUAGAUCGACAUUAAAUAGUGAUAAUUGCACGGGCGUUAUCAGUGGUGUCGACCAGAGGACUGCGCCCGCGCUCCCGCUCCCCGCCAGUGCCGAGCCGGCUCAGGUUGCAUUGUCAGCAAAUGUCUCGCCGAGUACUUCGUCUUCAUACUGA